ACUCCGUCGUGAUGACGGUAUGGAUGCUUCAGCAGAGUGUAUCUGAGACGGACGCUCUUUGACCGACACCCCGCAGCUUCUGGAUGAGAUCUCGCUGCAAGAGCAGAGGGAAACACCGCCUGCCGCACGAUCGGGAAUAACAAAUCGCUCUUAACCGGAAGACUAAAGAGCGGCUCUUUGCUUGUCUAACUGUAGCGGAGGAGCGACGGCAUUCCCGCUCCCAUUUUCUCGACGCACUUUUGUCCCCGCGUGCCUUAACGUUCCGUCCAGUUCCGCGUACACAAGAUGCACCGUCCACCACCCCCCCCCCUUCCCCCCUGAACAGUUCGUGAUCACAGUUUGAGUGUGCUAUCCAGCCUGCCUGCUUGCGACGCUCUUUAAACACAUGAUCUGGCCCGGGGACAUUUCUUUAAAAGAGCAUUUUUUAAAAAAAAAGGUCUGUCUUUGUUUUAUAAACCACUGCACCACUGUUUCAUAAACGGAACUUCAAGAAUUGCGAACACUCUGAACACCGUUGGAAUUGCCAGAAUAUGCUGAUGAAGGAAUACAGAAUAUGCAUGCCACUAACGGUGGAAGAGUACAGGAUCGGCCAGCUGUAUAUGAUCAGCAAGCACAGCCACGAGCAGAGCGAGCGAGGUGAGGGUGUGGAGGUGGUGCAGAAUGAACCCUAUGAGGACCCCAUCCACGGGCACGGCCAGUUCACCGAGAAGAGGCUGUACCUCAACAGUUUUUUUGGAAGGAGUUGCGGGACUCAGCAGAUGUUGCUGAACUGACAGCCCCAAGUUGCCUAGCUGGGCAAGAGCUGUGGUCCCCAAGAUCUUCUAUGUGACAGAGAAGGCCUGGAACUACUACCCCUACACCAUCACAGGAAACCAAGAGACAAUCUUCCGAUGGAGAGCAGUCACCAUCGAUCCCCCAUCCCUUUAAUUACCGAGGCACUCUGGGCAUGGAUGAAGGUUUAACCCGACUGCCCGUUCUCUCUUCCCCCUCCAUCGACGUCCAUCCCGGGCCGGUGCGGCUCAGAAUACACGUGUUCAUUUUUGCCAAAGUUUUCCAUUCAUAUAGAAACAAAGUAUGAGGACAACAAAGGAAGCAACGACCACGUAAGUAUGGUUUGAGGCCUUGUGUGUGUGCAUGUGCGUGUACUUUGUGAAAGCGUCACCCUGUCUGUGCGCUGUGUGAUAUGCAGAAAAUACUACACAGGGUAUCACAGUUCAGGGCCACCUGGUAGGAAUUAGAGAAUCAGAUCGCCAUCUGGUGGCCAUAACUGGGAUUGAUUGUGAAUAUUCUGUCCGUGAGGGGAGCUGUUCCUUCUUCUCAUUUGUGCUGCCUUCAUAAAAAUAAUAAACUUUCAUAUUCAUAGCAGCCCAAAAUGAUGACAUGAAUCUGUGUAUAGGAAUUGUACCAUUGUAUUUAUUGUACCAGAACAUUAUAUGAAGUACAACUGCAAGGUGUUGGGAGCCAUAGCUAAUGACCUCCUUCGGGACCACACAGGAAGCAGCCACCUGACACCCCAUGCAGGUCCUCUGGUUGCCUUUAAUGUCCCUGUGUGUGUGUCCCUGUGUGUGUGUCCCUGUGUGUGUGCGUGUGUGUGUAUCUGUGUGUGUGGUUAUGUGUGUAUGUGUGUGUGUCUCUGUGUGUGGUUAUGUGUGUGUGUGCGUGUCCCUGUCUGUGUGCAUGUGGCUGCCCUUCAGAUCUUUGACGGGGAACCCAAAGACGAAGACACGGAGGUGUGCUUCAUCGACAUCGCCUGUGACGAUGUUCCCGAACGGUACUACAAAAAGUCAGAGGACCUGCGCUGCUUCCACUCGGAGAAGACGUCGAGGGGUCCCCUGGCAGAGGGCUGGCGGGACACACACUGCCCCGUCAUGUGCUCCUACAAGCUGGUGGGCGUCAGGUUCGAGGUGUGGGGCCUCCAGAGCCGCGUGGAGCAGUUUGUGCACAAGGUCGUCCGCGAUGUCCUCUUGCUGGGACACAGGCAGGCCUUCGCCUGGGUGGACGAGUGGAUCGACAUGACGAUGGAGGAGGUGAGGGAGUACGAACGCGCCACCCAGGAGGCCACCAACCAGAAGCUGGGCUCCUUCCCGCCGGCGAUCUCCAUCAGCGAGAUGGCGCUGGGAUCUCCCAGCCGGGGGGGGGCUUCCAGUGCCCCUUCCACGCCGCUGUCCACUGAGGCCCCUGAGCUGCUGUCCGUGCCCCGUGAACGCCCACGUAAGAAAUCGGCGCCGGAGACACUCACGCUCACGCUGCCCGAGCGCCGCGGCUCAGGGUACCGGCUGCCCAGCUUCUUCCCCUGGCAUGCUCCUCCCUCUGCACAGCCUGAGUGACAAAACCAGAGAACACCCCCGCCCCCCAAGGCCCAACCUCAGACCCUCCAAGACUAAUUAAAGUUGAAAUGUAACCACCUAACCAAUCAGCUGUUAGCGAAACAGCGCAGGUUAAAUACCCUGCUAGGUGUAGAACCUAAAACAGUCAGGUCAUAUAUUUCCUUAUUCCGAGGUUGUUCCUUAAUCACCAUGCCACCUGCUGGCCGAGUUUGCAUUGCACUCCUAGUCAAAAAAUUUCACAUAAUAAUUAGAGCAUAAUAAAUCUUGCCAUGCCAAAAAUAUAAAUGUUUAUAGAAAGCCAUGUGGUAUCGCUGGGGGGGGGGGCAAACUUUCACAUUUAAUACAGCAUGGCUACUGAUCUGGCCCCCCUCUUAGGAGAUCCACGGGCUCGCUUGAUCCGAUGUGGUUAAAAAGGAUAGCAGCAGUAUCUUUCCUCAUACGUGUCACUGAUAGUUGUGUGUUAGUCCAGUCGUCUCGCUUAUUUGCACUUCAUGAGCAGAAUGAAUGAGAAAAAGGUAAUCAGAUGCCUGGUGCGUAUGGUGCGAUUGAAGGUGCUUGUCUGUGUGUUUCAUUUGCCUGAAGUAAAUCCACAUAUUGUCAGUUUGUCUGCUGUUCAGACUUUAUUAACUUUACAGAAUGAGACGUUUCAUUCAUAAUGUAUAUAUGUAAAAAAAUGACACCUGAAACCAUAAGUGAAAAAAGCCAUUUAUUUGGCUGUGAUGAGGAGAGUCUGUCUGUGCUGAGCAGCCUAAUAUUCCCAUCAGUGCCUCUGCAUGCUAUUUGUUUGGCUUGAUGUUUGCCGUACAGAUCAGGGGCCUGUAUCACAAAGUCGGAUUUCUUGUUUAGCCGGAUAUCUCGUCGGAUUUAAGGUAGUCUGGGAUAAACGUAAGUGAACAAAGAUAAAGGUCAUUUAAACCGGGGCACCUUAAAUCCAACAAAUUAUUUCUUACUUAGGUAAGAAAUCUGGCUUUGUGAUACAGGGCCUAGGAGAGCAAGUGUCAAUAUGCCAUCCAUUCAGUGGGUUUAACUGUUAUCUAAUAGGGUCUGUCUAUGUGUGGAACUAAACUGGGCAUUUGUAAAGAGGUCAAAAACCAGCUGGCUUUGAUGAUCGCCAACCUUACCAGCAGGUGUAACCUUCACCUCCACUGAAAAUGAGUCUGUACCAAACUUGUAUUGUGUUAUAAUCACCAUCAUUAACUGCAAGGACUAAAAUCGAUCAUUAAAUAUCUAGAUAUCUCACUGGAAACUAACCCAGCCGAUAAAGUGCAGGGCAGUACUUACUGUGAACGGUUCUGGCACAUGUGAAGGAGUCAGUUGGAAUGAAUGGACAUCGGCUUUCAGUGUUUUUACUGAUCGGUUAAAUUGUUAACCCUGACGUUGACCUUUUGUGCUUUUAAAUACAUUCUUACUUUUCCUCACACCUAUUCAGCCAUAAGUUCUAAAUUUCCAUAAAGAUCCACUAUCUGAGGAUCAGAUUUCAGUAGAGGUGACAUUUCUUAUCGGCCUGUGGGCAUGAAUUUAAAAUCAGGGAUUUUUUGUUCAUACUGGAUUAACAAAAACAAACCUCUAUCUCGGAUUUCAUAAUUGUUGAGCUUUAGCUUGUUUCAGUCAAAAUAUUUGACUGUUUGGUGCCAUCAGGGGCCUGUAUCACAAACCAAGAUUUCUUGCCUAGCCAGAUAGGUUGUCGGAUUUAAGGUAGCCUGGGCGAAAUAUAAGUGAACAAAGAUAAAGACCAUUUAAAAUGGGGUACCUUAAAUCCGACAAGUUAUCCGGCUAAGCAAGAAACCCCGUGCUGUGAUAGAGGUCCCAGUUGUCAUUAAUUUGAUUAUGACUUGGUUGGAAAAAAUAUAAUUAUAAAACAAAACAUUAAAGAAAAGCUGCAAAAGGAGGCUGCAAAUUCUGACAACUACUUUGAGGAUGGGUUUGUGUUUUAGGUGGUAUAGUUUUGUUUUUUGUGAUGUACUGUGAUUCUGAUUUAGAAUAUGUUCUUAAUUUUAGUUACUGUUGUACUUUGAAAUCGAUAAAAAAUGUUUUAAACUCUUUACAGUACUAUUUUAAAUGUGUUUUUUUUAUUGGCAAGGACUGUGACGAGGCUCUGGUUUGAAUUUCCCUUACGGACAGUUUUUUUGUGUAGCUGUGCUAAACCAUGCAAAGAGCUCGGUAUUUAACGUGUUUCAUGUUUCUGUUCAAAGGACAACAAAUGCUCAUUCUUAUAGCAUGGUUCCCACCCAAAAUUAUUAUAGUAAUUAUAAAACAAGAUAUUAAUUUUCCAUAAUAGUGGACCUUAAAGUAGAACAGAGUUUUAAAUCAUAUUGCCAGUUCUGUAUCCAUUCUGCCCAGGAAAAUGGCUGUUUAUUUGCUUCUAGAAAUGCAAUUCACGUUGUGGAUUGAUUUUUGAAACUAUUGAAGUUCCGCUCUAAUAUGAAUUAUUCUGAAUUUCCCUCUAGACAACUGACUUAAAAAGAAACAUGACCUACCCUCUAUGUUCAGAUAUGAUUUAAUUUUAUUCCCAACCAAUGUACGUGCAGAGCUUAUAAUUAGACCUAAAAGUCAGAUGUCGUCAAACCAUAAACCUUGACAAGCCCCAAUGCCACUCAGCACAAUAGGAGCCUUAUUUUGUAUUCCUAAUGUUGAAAUUUUGUUUUUGUUUGGUGUUUUACAAUUAGAAUCACUGUGAUUUUAUUCACUUCGAUGUUGUGUGAUUUUUUUUAAUUGAAUCAAUAAAGUGAAUAAAACCAAAACCUU
Messenger RNA from Brienomyrus brachyistius, 5072 nucleotides. RefSeq names its product cytoplasmic phosphatidylinositol transfer protein 1-like. The record is from RefSeq and is a predicted model, not a curated record. Gene Ontology annotation, cellular component: cytoplasm. Gene Ontology annotation, biological process: phospholipid transport. Gene Ontology annotation, molecular function: phosphatidylinositol transfer activity; phosphatidylinositol binding. Bases 1434 to 2327 code for a protein of 297 amino acids. The transcript is spliced from 10 exons. NCBI's taxonomy places the organism in Eukaryota, Metazoa, Chordata, Actinopteri, Osteoglossiformes, Mormyridae.